AAUGCGUUCUAAUAUUUAUUUAACUAAUUACCAAUUGAUAAAAGACUUGACCUUAAGUGCAUUUAGUAUUCAGUAACAGUUUUACACAAGUUCAGUGCAAAUUUGAAAUGUCCCUUUAAACCACAGGCAGGUAAAUAUCCACACAUAUUGCAAAUAAUGUAAACCAAUUAUGGGCAAAUCCAAAUCCACCAAUGAAGAUCCGAAAUUAAAACAUCUAACCAAUCUGGAAAUUGUUUUGAGCAGUUUAUCUGCUGGUGCUUUAGCCGGAGCAAUAGCUAAAACUACUAUUGCACCUUUGGAUAGAACUAAAAUUAAUUUCCAAAUAAGUGAUAAAACAUAUUCGACAAAAAAAGCCUUCAAAUUCCUACUAGAAACCCUCAGAAAACAAGGUUUUUUCGCACUAUGGCGAGGCAACAGUGCUACAAUGGCACGAAUAGUGCCUUAUUCGGCUAUACAGUUUACGGCGCACGAACAAUGGAAACGGGUAUUGAGAGUUGACCAACACAAUAAUGGGUCCCACCAAAGACGAUUUUUUGCCGGUUCUUUGGCAGGAAUGACGUCACAAGCGAUGACGUAUCCUUUCGAUUUAGCUAGAGCUCGAAUGGCUGUGACACAUAAAUUAGAAUAUGCAACUUUGAGAGAGGUCUUCCAAAAAAUAUACUCCCUAGAAGGUGUCAGUGCCUUCUGGAGAGGCUUCAUACCUACAAUGGCUGGUGUCAGUCUUUAUGCUGGCAUGUCGUUUUUCACUUAUGACACAUUAAAAAUGCUUUACAGAGAGCAUAUAAAUAAUGCCUAUAUGAUCCAUCCAAUGGCUUCAAUGCUAUCCGGAGCCAUUGCCGGAGUACUAGGACAAAGCACAAGCUACCCAUUGGACAUAGUUAGAAGAAGGAUGCAAACUGAUACAACUGGAAAAUACCCAAACAUGCACCAAACAAUUUUAUAUGUUUAUAGGACUGAGGGAAUAAGGAAGGGCUUUUACAAAGGACUAACUAUGAAUUGGAUUAAAGGACCAAUAGCGGUGGGGAUUAGUUACUCGACUUACGAUAAUAUCAGGGACAUGAUUAGGACUUCUUUGGUUAAAAUACGCAGGAAUUCUUUGGUAUAAUUGAAUACAGGAUUACGGGCUAGAUGUUACACCAAGUGCAAUUGACAAUAAUAAUUAUUUGUUAAGUUUGAAAAUGCUUAUUAGUCAACGUUAGUCAAUAUUUAUACAAAAAGUGCGCUUUUUUUAUUAAAUGUUAAUGUAGUUUUAUAAAACAAAAUGUCUCAUUGUUGUAAAUAAUUGUAGUAGCGAAAAUAUAUUUUACUGUUUUAAUUU
Messenger RNA from Ceutorhynchus assimilis (cabbage seed weevil), 1318 nucleotides. NCBI's taxonomy places the organism in Eukaryota, Metazoa, Arthropoda, Insecta, Coleoptera, Curculionidae. The record is from the annotation of a GenBank genome assembly.